GAUUGGAUGCGUGCUAUCAGUCGAUGUAGUUAUGAAUUGAUUAGAUUAACUCUUGAAGAUUUAGAAGAUCAUUAUACAGCAUUGACUAUAGUAAAACAAACGAGCAAAAAUAAAAAAUCAUCAUCAUCAUCAUCAUCUACAUUGAUUGAAAAUAAUAAUCCUAAAAAAAGUUCAAAUCUUCCAAUGAUUAAAUCGUCAAUAUUUUCUACUAAACGUUCAAAUCCUUUUAAUAAAAGUAAUAGUGUUACUACUAAUAAUAGUUAUGAUAGUAAUAGUAAUUCUAUUGUUUAUAUGAAUCAAUCACAUAGAUUAUAUCCAUUUCAUAGUUCAAAUGAUUUAUCUAAUCAUAAUUUAUCAUUUAUUAAUCAUACACAAUGGUUAUUAACACAAAAUUGGGAACAAUUAAAUACUUAUUUAAUUGAACAAUUUAUAAUAUCUGAAAAGAAACAUUAG
Messenger RNA from Schistosoma turkestanicum, 453 nucleotides. The record is from the annotation of a GenBank genome assembly. NCBI's taxonomy places the organism in Eukaryota, Metazoa, Platyhelminthes, Trematoda, Strigeidida, Schistosomatidae.